CUCCGAUAUAUCACCUGCGGCAAACAAAGAAACAAUCUCAGUAGCUCCGACGUUUUUCUUUCUCCGAUUUCUCACUGAUUUUUUGAUCGAAAGUUCCGUUCUCGGAAACGAUAAUGGCGGCGUUGGAGCCGGGGGUUUUGUUGAAGCUGUUGAAUGGGAUGAAGUCAGGCGAUAAGCCGACGGGGGAGCACCGGAGCUCCCUGUUGCAGGUCACCGACAUUGUUCCGGCGGAUCUCGACGAGAAGAAUCUCUGGCCGGAGCACGGAUUCUAUAUUAAGGUUUCGGAUUCCUCGGAUUCGGUCUACGUUAGUCUUCCGUUUGAGCAAGACGACCUCGUUCUCAGCAACAAGAUGCAGUUAGGGCAGUUUAUUUAUGUCGACCGGUUCGAACCCGGUUCGCCCGUUCCGGUCGUCAGAGGCGCCAGGCCGUUGCCCGGUCGGCAGCCUUUGAUCGGCACGCCCGAGGUGGCGCGUGGACGGAUCGGAGUUGAGUCCGUGAAUAAAGUCCGGCCUGCGUGGGGAACGGAGGUUUUUGCUUCUCCUAUGGUUCUGAAGCCGGUUCCUAUUGAUCUUGAUCAAUGUACGCCGGUGAAAGGAAACUCGCCGGCGAAAUUCGGCGGGGCGGUGAGGUCUUCAGUCGUCGGCGCCGUGUUUCCGAAACUGGCCGAGGCUAAAGGGGAGAUUCCGGCUAUUAUCGGGAAGAUUUGCGUCACGCCGAAGACGAUGAAGAAAUUUUCGAGAAGCAGAAGCGUAACGGAUUGCCGCGAACAUAGAAUCAUCAAAAGCCCCUUCCCUUCUGCGAUAAAGGAGAAGAAGGUUUCAACUUCACCCCCACAUUUAAGGAAUCCAGUAAUGGCAGCUUCUGCAACCAUAAUCUCGGAGAAUCCUCUGUGUUCUUCAGUGGUGGAAUCUCAGUCCUUUGAUUCACCUCCGGACAACACCAAUCUCCCUGGAAAAUUGAGUAUGUUGGGAAAGGAGGCAAUGCAGCACCGCAAUAGAGCCCAGAAGGUAGCUCUUCAGGCACUGAGAGAUGCAUCAGCCACUGAAAACCUCAUCCGGGCUCUCGAGAUGUUUUCAAACAUGAGUAAAGCAGCAAGAGCAGACUCCCCAGCAGCCUCAAUCGAUCAGUUUCUCGAAUUCCAUCAACAGCUAAAGCAAUCAGUGGCAGAAAUGGUAUCAAUCCAGGCAGCAACCGAAGCCACAGAACCGAAACAGAUCAACGAUCACGAAAACAACCCUUCCAUUUUACAAGAAAUCACACUCAAUUCAUCACAACAGUCUCCAACUCCCCACUCCCACGCCUCGAAACGAAGAGCUGCAGCCUUCCCAAGCGAUCAGAAACCGAAUUUGGGAAAGCAUUCGAGGCCAUCGUCAGCCAUGAACGACGAGAACAAGAAACCGGGCCCCCAUUGCAGCAUUUCGAACACAAUCAGAUUGGGAAAGCGGAUUGAAGACGAAGCUGGGAAGUGGUUCAUGGAUUUCAUAGAGGAAGCAUUGGAAAAUGAUGGGCUAAACAAGUGUAGAGGAAAGGGUUGUGAGUCAGUGUUAUUGAAAGUUGUUAAUUGGAUUGAAAUGGAACAAUGUGAGCCUGGCAAAAGAGCAGUGCAUUCCAGGGCAGCAAACAUUGCCAGGAAGCUAAGGAUCAAAGUGAAGAACCCUUGAUCCUCAUCCUAUUCCAUGCAAGAUUCUUAGAUUCUUUUUUUUUUGGAAAUCAAUUCUUAGAUUCUUUAAUCAGUUGUAUAUUGUUUCUUUUGUAUGCCUCUCCAUGGUUAAUGUAUUCUUUUUAUUGAAAAUGAAAAUCCCAUUUUGUUUGGUGUA
This is a messenger RNA of Ipomoea triloba (trilobed morning glory), 1817 nucleotides long. RefSeq lists its product as uncharacterized. The coding region runs from base 114 to 1661 and encodes 515 amino acids. The transcript is spliced from 4 exons. Lineage: Eukaryota; Viridiplantae; Streptophyta; Magnoliopsida; Solanales; Convolvulaceae. The record is from RefSeq and is a predicted model, not a curated record.